This is a messenger RNA of Oryzias melastigma (Indian medaka), 568 nucleotides long. Its product is annotated as V-type proton ATPase subunit S1. Gene Ontology annotation, cellular component: proton-transporting V-type ATPase complex. The annotation marks the transcript as partial. Lineage: Eukaryota; Metazoa; Chordata; Actinopteri; Beloniformes; Adrianichthyidae. The record is from RefSeq and is a predicted model, not a curated record. The transcript has 4 exons.
CCUGAUUUACGGGUUUGCUGUGUCUGUCCUGGGACAGGGGGCUCUGAGGGUCGCCGUCUCCCCUCUGGUGUUGCCUGCUGUGUCUUGGCCUGCCUCUAACGCAGUGAUCAGUCAGCUGCAGGAUCAGCUGGAGACCUCUGCUCUGUACAUGGACCCGGAGACCCUGAGCCAGCUGAGGCUCAACGCUUCCUCUCCUGCUCUGCUCGUGUUUCGCCUCCCCUACAGCGCCGGGGCGGAUUUGAUGUCAACUAAGGACAUUCUCAGUGAAAACGAUGCAGUAAUCGGUCAGGUGCUGAGCAUCAUGAAAACCCAGUCGGUUCCAUACACAGCUUUGUACACGGGCCUGCAGCCCUCCGGGGAUGUGGUGUCUUUUUCGGUGGAGGCCGGGCUGGGGGGAGGACGCUCCCUGCUGCAGGCCAGGGGGGGCUACAGAGAGAGGGAGCGAGAGAGAGAGAGGGAGCGAGAGCGCAGGAUCAGAGAGAGAGCGGGCGUCUACCCUCCUGUGGAGUUUAAGGUCUGUCAGCGUUUCUGUCCUGACACAUUCUGAGCAGUUACAGUGGUGGACAAA